Molecule: messenger RNA, 1782 nt
Organism: Yamadazyma jaroonii
Lineage: Eukaryota; Fungi; Ascomycota; Pichiomycetes; Serinales; Debaryomycetaceae
Source: the annotation of a GenBank genome assembly
AUGAGCAUCUUAAGUGAAUUAGUUGAUGAUCCUACGAGGAUUUUCAAUCAACUUGAAGACAAAGAAUCGUUCUUUAAUGGUUUGAUUAAGAACUUGGGUGACUCGAUCUGUAAAAAUUCCAAAUUAGAUGAGAUUUACAUCGAUGGUUUAGAUUCAAGUCAAAUCUUUGGUCAAACAAAGAUAGUUCUUGAAAAUGUAGGACAAGAUUUGAUGGAGAAACUCGCAGACUUCAAAGGCGAUAGUGAAGAUGAAGAUGAAGAUGAUGAUAGAAAUGCCGAAAGUGACGAAGAACCAGAAGAAUUCGGAGAAACUGAAGAAAUACAAGAAUCUGAUGAGGAAUUUGGUGAAGUCGAUGAGGAUGGAAAUUUAAUAGAUGAUUUUGUCGAUGAACCAUCUGGUGAAGAAGGUCCAGAAAUUGAAGAUCAAGAAGAAGAGUCAGUCGAGAAUUCGGAGGACGAACAACCCGAAGAUGAAGAAUCAGAAGAAAAGGAAGACGGAACCAAUAAACCUGGAAAUGAAUUAAAUGAUGAGUUCUUCAAUAUCGAUGAAUUUAACAAACAAAUCUUAUCAUUAGAAGAUAACGGUAUCGUUGAAGAGUUCGUUGAUUAUAACCAAGAGUUAUCAGAUGAUGAAGAAGUUGAUUAUUUCGAUGAUUUCUUUGAUAAGCCAAAUUCCAAGAAAACUAAGAAUUUACUCGAAAGUGAUGAUGAAGAUUCUGAAGGUGAAGGUUUUGAUGGCGAAGAAGACUUCGAUGGCGAAGAUGAUAACCAAGUUGAAUUAGAAUUUGACGAAAAAGAUGACUACGGUUAUAAAGGAGAUGAAGGAUACGAUAGUCUCAACGAAGACGAUUUCAAUAAUGCAUUAGGAGAUAUUAGACAAGAUUUAGUCGAAAAAUCCAGUUUCGAAAAACAACAAGAAAAGUUACAACAACAAAUCAAACAGUUAGAAGAUGAGUUAGUAGCAGAAAAGAAAUGGUCCAUGAAAGGGGAAGUAAAUAACAAACAAAGACCUGAAGGAUCGCUUUUACAAGAUGAAGAUAAUUUCGAAUUCGAAAGAGUCAAUAAACCCGUACCUAUAAUAACAGAAGAAGUCACCGAAGAUAUUGAAGAAUUAAUUCGUAGAAGAAUCAAAAGUGAAGAAUUCAAUGACUUACCAAAGAGAUUAUUGAAUGAUAUUAUAAAACCUCAAAGAGUGAGAACAGAAGUAUCAGAAACUAAAUCAUCCAAAUCAUUAGCAGAAAUUUAUGAAGACAAAUUCAAUGGGGUCGAAGAAAAUAACGAAAAAGAAGAAAAAUUAACUCAAGAACAUGAAGAAAUCUUAUCAAUGAUCAAUAAAUUGAAUUAUAAGUUAGAUUCUUUAACAUCGUUCAAUUUCGUACCUAAACCUAAUGAAAACAAAAUCAUCGAAGUUAAGAGCUCCACCAUUUCAAUGGAAGAUUCACAACCAGAAUUCGUCAGUGAUAACAAUAGAUUGGCACCACAAGAAAUUUUUAAUCCUAAUACCAAUAAAGAUUCAAAUGAAAUAUCAUUAAAAUCAGGAUUAUCAUACUCAAGAGAUGAAUUAUCAAGAGAAGAGAAACAAAGAUUGAGAAGGUCUAAUAAGAGAAAGAGAUCUAAACAAUUGAAAUCAAAGGAACAGAAGAAAUCUAAAACCAGUUCUAUCAUUGAUACUUUGUCUAGUAAUAAGAACUUGACUAUUAUUGGAAAAGAUGGUAAAAAGACUGAUGUCAAAGGAAAUGUUAAGAAACAAAAACAAGUUGAUUCCAAUAAUUUGAAAUUAUAG